Messenger RNA from Phodopus roborovskii (desert hamster), 1563 nucleotides. It is a transcript of the gene Ankrd53, whose product is annotated as ankyrin repeat domain 53. Gene Ontology annotation, molecular function: protein binding. Gene Ontology annotation, biological process: positive regulation of microtubule polymerization; mitotic metaphase chromosome alignment; regulation of mitotic cytokinesis. The record is from RefSeq and is a predicted model, not a curated record. The transcript is spliced from 7 exons. Bases 1 to 1563 code for a protein of 520 amino acids. Gene Ontology annotation, cellular component: spindle pole. NCBI's taxonomy places the organism in Eukaryota, Metazoa, Chordata, Mammalia, Rodentia, Cricetidae.
AUGAUGGGCGGUAGAGGGGCUGUCCGGGGCACUGGAGCCAGUCGUGUGCACCGUCCCUUGCAGCCUUGUGCGCACAGCCUCUGUAGUUCCAAUGCUCCUGCACCCUCUGUGAGCAUAGCCACUCUGCAGCGCAGGACAGGGGCCUUUGGUUCCGGAGAAGAGCAGCCCUGCCCCACGGCACCGGGAAGCACGCGACAGAUAGAACACACCUUGCCAAAGGCUGCUAGCGAUCCUGAGUCUUCACAGCUCAGCCUUUCAGGGUCGUCGGACCACAAAGUGAUUCCGAGCUACUCCGAGUUGUUCGCAGCCUCUGUGGGCAACGUAGACUGGCUUCGGUUCUGUCUAAAUCGGGAGCACAAGGAGAUCACAGUCGAUGACAAGGGCUUCACAGCCAUCCACUUCGCAGCCCAGCAAAGAAAGCUUUCCUGCCUUCAGGUCCUGGUAGAGGAGUACAAGUUUCCUGUGGAUCUGCCUACCAACAAUGGCCAGACGCCCCUGCACCUUGUCAUUCAUAAAAACAACAAGUCCGACAUCAUCCCCUGCAUUGACUACCUCCUUAAGAAAGGGGCUGCCAUCAACGCUCAGACAUGCCAUGGCUUCACACCCCUGCACCUGGCUGCCCGCAAUGGCCUGCUGGGAUGUAUGAAAGUCCUGGUUCAGAGUGGAGCCAAUGUGCAUGCCCAAGAUGCCAUGGGCUUCAAACCCAUCAACUACUGCAAACUAUGGAACCACCGCACCUGUGCCCGGUUCUUGAAAGAUGCCAUGUGGAAACAGGACAAGAAGGACUUUGCCCAAGAGAUGGGGAAACUGAAGACCCUGAAGGAGAAGCUGGCCAUUUUGGAGUACCGAUACCUGAUUGAAUAUCAAAAAGAACAGCGAAUUCUGAGAGAGGCUCACUUCAGAACAUGGCUCCAAGGCAAGCUGCUGGGUCGGCCCCAGAGUUCUGCUGACUCCAAGCAACAGGCUGGUGUCCGACCUUGGCCAUUGGCUCUCUCCAAGACUCUAAGACCUCAGAUUGCCAAAAGCUUCCCAUCUUAUCCUUCCGUGGAGGCUCAACUACAAAGCUUGCCCUCACCUGUGGUGCCACCCAAGCCCAUCUACAAGCAGACUACCAUCAGUCGGCCUAAACUGUGGAAUAUUAGCAAUAACCCUGACAGGUCCCCGACCACAAAGAUUGGCUACCCUCAGGGUAUACGGCUGGGUGUGCAUCCAGACCCGUAUAAGGAGCAUGACUUUUGCAGAUUCCUGGAGGUGACUCGGAAUUCCCUCGGAGGUGCAUGGUUACGCACAGCAGACAAUCACUUGGUGACACCUGUACCCCACCUGCCUUUUGAGGUGAUGGUCCGGGUACUGUACCCAGGGGCGAAACCCUACAGGAUGAAAGUACCCCAGGGCUUGUAUCCACUUGAUAUCCUCAAAGUGCCCCAGAAACGGCAUUUGGGAGAUACCUCUUCCAACACAUUGGCUAUGAACCUGCGUGAGACAUUUGAUGAACCCUUCCUGGCUACCAUGGAAGCUUGCCAGACUCAAGUAGCCCUACCCUCCAAGGAAGUUCUCACAUAA